AUGAAAGAGCAACAAGAAGUCCGAUUUUUUUUUCUUGUCGAUAACUCCAAAACGCCAUGGGAUCUAUGGAUUUGUGAAAGUCAGGCAGUGAAACAGAUGCAAGGAAAUGUCAUUAAACCAUUUCUCAGAAACCUGUUUUUCAGGGUUAAUCAUUUACUUCAACUUGGUAUUGGUCUUGUAUUUGUAAUUGAUGGUUGCCCUCCUAAAAUGAAGAGGGACACAAUACGAAAAAGACUAAAUCAUGCCCACAGAACUAAUGAUAACAUUGGUGAUUGGAAGAAACAGCCUUAUCGAAAUCGUUUCAAUAUCUUUUUGAGAGAAUGCUGCUGUUUAUUAGAAAGCUUAGGAAUUCCUUACAUUGAGAGCUGUGGUGAAGCAGAAGCUUAUGCUGCUUUUCUUAAUGCACAGGGUAUUGUCGAUGCUUGUUUGACUAAUGACGGAGAUGCUUUCUUAUAUGGAGCCAAAAAAAUCUAUAGAAAUUUCACAAUGGAUUCAAAAGAUCCUCAUGUGGAAAGUUACAAUAUAAAAGAUAUUGAAAAUCAAAUUAAAUUAAAUCGAAGACACCUUGUAGCUUUUGCUUUGCUUGUUGGCUGUGAUUAUUUACCCAAAGGAGUUCCCAAAAUUGGUGUUGAAACAACUCUAAAAUUGUUCAAGAUUUUUGGUGAAAAGGAUGCUUUGUCCAGAUUUCAAGAAUGGCGCUCAAUGAAAUUUUUUGAGUUUUUAACUCCUGUUGAAGCAAAUGUUAGAAAUAAAGCAUUGUCUCUUCCAGAGUUUCCCUAUGAGGAGAUCAUCAAAGAAUUUCUUGUUCCAAAAGAUAAAUUACCUACAAAGGAUUUGCACUGGAAACAACCCAAUAUUAAAAAAUUUCAGGAAAUUACAGCCGAAAAAUUAGAGUGGACACAAGAGUAUGCCUUGAAAAAAAUUAUUCCUCUUGUAACCAAAUGGACAAUGCUAGAGAUCAUAGGUGUCAUCCCUUCCAGGCACCAUGAUGAAUAUAUUAUACCAGAAAAAAUUUUAAAGACACGGAUCAAACAAGGUAUUCCUUGCUUUGAAGUAAAAUGGAAACCUUCAGAUACAACAGAUGAAAGUGAUGAGAACUAUAUAUCUAGUGAGGAACAAGAAAUCUUUAGAAAAUGUUAUCCAUAUAUUGUUGAAAAGUUUUCUCAAUGCGAAAUUUCUAAAUAUCAGGCUGAAAAUAAGGAAUCCAGAAAGAAAAACAUAUUGGUCCAAAAGAAAAGUAUGCAGCCAAUUGACAACCUUUUAUUGGACUUGGAAAAACUUAGUCUUGUUCCUUCAAAGCUCAAUGAGACAAAAUCAUGUAGAAUGGAAUCUUUUCUUCUUCCAUUAGUCAACAAGCACAAAAUCUAA
Messenger RNA from Acanthosepion pharaonis, 1368 nucleotides. Lineage: Eukaryota; Metazoa; Mollusca; Cephalopoda; Sepiida; Sepiidae. The record is from the annotation of a GenBank genome assembly.